AUGAGAGAUCUUUUGAACGAGGUAACCCGCCAUGUCGAAGGAUUAAAGCUGCUGAACCAGAACCUGGAUGGUGUUUCCGAGCGAUUUGUCGUCGUCGUCCUUUCCGAUGCUUUCGACCCCGAGACGAGGAAACAGUGGGAGGGAACCAUUCCCCACAAGGAGAUCCCGACCUACGAAGAUACUGUGAUAUUCCUGAAGGAGCGCUGUUCGUUGUUGGAGCGCUGCGAAGCCAGCCACCCGAAGUCGUCGUCCGACAAGGAGUCCAACCAGAAGUCCAUCUCGAAGCCCCCACCGGCGAAGUCGUUCGCUAUGGCUACACCCGUAGCUAAUAGUGAGGCGACAUGCGAGAUCUGCAGUGCGAAUCAUCCCAACUACAAGUGUGACAGGUUUGUUUCCUUGACGGUACCCCAACGUAGAGUAAAGGUAAGAGAACUCAAUCUAUGUUUCAAUUGUUUGCGGAAGGGACACCCUGCCUUGAAGUGCCCUUCCACUAAAUCUUGCCAGGAGUGUCAAGGAAGACACAAUACCCUGCUUCACGAGCCCAAGCCCGAGCCAAAGCCCGUAAUUGAGGACCCCCAGCAAGAAUCCGCCCCAGUUGUUGAAAGUGCCAAUGUUCCCCCUCCGAUUGAAAGUUCCUCGUCGUUGUCCAGUUCGGUCCACAAUCUUCCCCGGUCAGAUAGUACGUUGUUGCUUACGGCCAUGGUUGAUGUCCUAGACAGCCAUGGAAACCCCCACCCUUGCCGUGCAUUCCUCGAUUGUGGUUCCCAACCUCAUUUGGUUUCCUGUUCAUUUGUGGAGUCUCUGGGAAUCGAACGAGUACCUACCCAUGUUGAAGUUUUCGGAGCUACCGGUAAACGAUCGGUACUAAACCAGAAGGUUAAUAUUGUGUUCCGUUCCCGUUCAAUAGAUUAUCAAGCCCAGAUUGAAUGUUUGGUCACUGAUGUGGUGACAGGUCCCCUGCCAGCUCGUAAGUUGGAUCCACAAUCUUGGAACAUCCCCUCUUGUUUGACGCUUGCUGAUCCUUCCUUCCAUACCCCUGGCGAAGUGUCGCUUUUGAUAGGUGUUAAGUUGUUCUUCCACUUGAUGUUGCCCGGACAGUUGAUGCUAGGUGAUCGUCUACCAGUCCUCAAGGAAACCCGAUUGGGCUGGGUUGUCGCUGGAGGCGAUGAGAAUGAAGAUGCAAAUCAGCAUUGUUAUAUCACCACCCUGCGGCCAAUGAAGGAGGAUAUAGUGAAGUCUGCUGACACUGUCGACGCCAAAGACCCCACCCGCGGUAAUCUUCGGUGGACACCGGUGCGACUGCACACGGACACGUUGUUGCAAGCCUGCGUCGAUCCCUCCGCUGCUGGAGCACCAACAAGAGAACCCAACAGUGUCCCAUCGUUCCGAUCCGCAAAUAGACCCUACCCGAGGCAAUCUAUUGCGGACACCGGUUCGACCCUGCACACGGAUUACUGGAUGAUCUCUGGCCUGUUGGUUGUUAGCCAGUAG
Messenger RNA from Aedes albopictus (Asian tiger mosquito), 1491 nucleotides. RefSeq lists its product as uncharacterized. The record is from RefSeq and is a predicted model, not a curated record. Lineage: Eukaryota; Metazoa; Arthropoda; Insecta; Diptera; Culicidae. Bases 1 to 1491 code for a protein of 496 amino acids. Gene Ontology annotation, molecular function: nucleic acid binding; zinc ion binding. The transcript has 2 exons.